Messenger RNA from Serpula lacrymans var. lacrymans S7.9, 1019 nucleotides. RefSeq lists its product as uncharacterized. Gene Ontology annotation, molecular function: mRNA binding. Gene Ontology annotation, cellular component: mRNA cleavage factor complex. The transcript is spliced from 8 exons. Bases 47 to 661 code for a protein of 204 amino acids. NCBI's taxonomy places the organism in Eukaryota, Fungi, Basidiomycota, Agaricomycetes, Boletales, Serpulaceae. The record is from RefSeq and is a predicted model, not a curated record.
GACCCUUUUUGCCAGUAGUACCCCUCGAACCUGAAGUCGAGCAAAAAUGUCUAACACCAUAGCAUUGUACCCCUUAUCGAAUUUCACGUUCAGUACAAAGGAAGCCCAACCAGAGGAAGAUCCUUCUGUGUCCGCUCGUCUCCAGCGUCUCCAGAAUAACUAUGAAGACUUCGGUAUGCGACGUACUGUGGAAGGUAUCCUCGUCGUGCAUGACCACGGACACCCACACAUCCUCAUGCUUCAAAUUGCCAACGCAUUCUUCAAACUACCAGGGGAUUAUCUUAAACCCGGAGAAGACGAAAUAGAUGGUCUCAAGCGCAGGCUUGACGAUCGACUUGCUCCACCAACAGAAUCGCGCCAGUUUAAUGCUUCCCACGGCGUCGAUAACGAAUGGGAGAUUGGAGAUUGCUUGGCACAGUGGUGGAGACCGAACUUUGAGACUUUUAUGUAUCCCUUCGUUCCCGCACAUAUCACUAAACCAAAAGAAUGUAAGAAGCUUUUCCUGGUGCAGAUGCCUGAACGAAAGGUUUUGGCUGUUCCAAAAAACAUGAAACUCCUGGCUAUCCCACUGUUUGAACUAUAUGACAAUGCAGCUCGGUACGGCCCUCAGCUCUCCGCUAUCCCUCACUUGCUCUCCAGGUACAACUUCAUUUAUCAGUGAUUCUUUGUUGGAGGCCGCGGGAAAAGCUUGAGAAACGAUAGAAGACGCAAGAAGAAACAAUAGUGGCAGUACAAUGAGAGCCCCAGGACUAGUCACAAUACCACAUUACAAUUCAGCAAAACGAAAAGUAUCAAGCUCAACAUAAAAUCACGGCGAGGAGCAUGUACAACGCCGCCAACGUGUACUCGGAUUGUUAUCACCACUUUCAAAGUUACUACCGCACCAAUUUUAGGCAAUUUGCACUUCAGAUGUCUUUAGCUUUUCUCUCGCUUCCCUUUGAAUUCGAUUGGUAGAAUUAAUAGCCCCUGUUUUCGAUGUUGUUAACUGAAUGUAAUAAUGUUGCAUCGCUGUGCUGCUU